Gastrolobium bilobum is the source of this 1758-nucleotide messenger RNA. RefSeq lists its product as uncharacterized. The coding region runs from base 1 to 1758 and encodes 585 amino acids. The record is from RefSeq and is a predicted model, not a curated record. Lineage: Eukaryota; Viridiplantae; Streptophyta; Magnoliopsida; Fabales; Fabaceae. The transcript is spliced from 2 exons.
AUGACAGAGGGAACUCGCAGUGCUGUGAAGCAGCAGAACGCCAUUGACGAAUGUUUGAACCGCGUGCAACACCACGAAGAACAAUUCAGUGCCUUAGGAAUUAUAUUAAAGGAAAUGAACUUGAAAUUAACAAUGAUGGAGGCUAAAAUAGAUCAACAGAAUAGAGGUAAAGGUAAGACAGAAACCUCAUCAGGAGAGGGAAUUGGUGGUUUAUUUGGUAAUAAUCCUUUUAAAUCAGUCAAACUAACCAUACCUCGGUUCAAUGGAGGUAACCCGGAGCCGUGGAUUAACAAGAUCCAGCAAUUCUAUGGAUUCCACAAUUUGUCUGAUGAUGAGAAAUUUACGCUCACAUUUGGCCCUUCACGGUAUAGGGAUUUGAGAGGAGAACUGGGUAGGCUGACCCAAGGUACUACCGUGGAUGAUUAUCAGACACACUUCGAGCAGCUGGCCAAUCAAGUUAUUGGGAUUGAUGAUUUAACCUUGCAGAGUUACUUUGAAUCUGGUCUCAAACCGGAGAUCCGCAAAGAGGUACGAAUGCAUCUUCCUGCAAGCUUGGAGCAAGCAAUUGAUUUAGCUAAAAUAAUUGAAGACAAGCUGAAUGAUCGAAGCACUAGCAGAAAUUUUUACAGUAAAAAUCAAGUAAACAAUACUGCAAAUAACCAAGCUGGGUUAUUACCUACACCUUCGAAAAAUCUGGCUAUUGGCACUGGUGCAACUAAAACCCCUCUCCCCAUGAGGAAGCUGUCCACUGCUGAAAUGGCAGAAAAAAGAGAGAAGGGACUGUGUUUCUAUUGUGAUGAAAAAUUUAGUAGAAGUCAUGUCUGCAAAGGGAAGAUGUUCAUCUUAGUCAUGCAGGAAGAUGGUGAUGAUCCACCACUGCCGGAAGAGACGCUCUUAGAACUGGAGCAGGUUGCUGAAGAGUUGGGAGGAGAAGCCCUUCUGACACCAGAAAUUAGCUUGCAUGCCAUGGCAGGGCAGCACUCAACUAGUACACUGAGGGUCACAGGAAGAAUCAGUAAUGCAACAGUGCAGAUUCUUGUUGAUGGUGGUUCAACCCACAAUUUUAUCCAAGAACGUUUGGUGAAAUUCUUGGGUUUAGAGAUCAUACCAACACAGAAAUUUCAAGUAUUAGUGGGAAAUGGAGAGAGGAUGGGCUGUUUGGGAAUGUGUCCUGAGGUAGUUAUGGAUAUACAAGGGCAUAGUUUCUGUCCUGAUCUUUAUGUGUUACCAAUUCAAGGAGCUGAGGUGGUUUUGGGGGUGCAAUGGUUAUCUGAGUGGGGGAAUAUUACAAUCAAUUACAAACAACUGGUGAUGCGGUUUGAACGAGAAGGACAACCAGUGGAGAUACAAGGGGAGCCCACUGCUAACAUGCAGCCCAUCCAAUUAAAUCAAUUUCGGAGGUUGACAGCUUCCAACUCAGUAGCUUGUCUUUAUCAAUUGCAUGCCACUGUGCACCCUCAUGAGUCUCUGAUAGCAAGUAGAAAUGAACCUGAUGCUCGGGUGCUUCACGUUCUCAAGGAAUUUGAACAAGUAUUCUCCAAGCCUUCCACAUUGCCUCCACAUCGCCAGCAAGAUCACCAGAUUCAUUUAGAACCUGGAACAAAGGCAGUCAGUGUCAGACCUUACCAGUACCCACAUUUUCAUAAAACUGAAAUGGAAAAAUUGGUCAAAGAAAUGCUAGAAUCAGGGGUGGUGCGUCCUAGUAUCAGUCCAUUUUCUUCUCCGGCAUUGCUUGUUAAAAAAAAAGAUGGUACCUAG